AUGCACUUCUCACCCUCGCGCAUCGUCAUAGGCUUUGCCGUCUUCAUUGCUUUUAGCUUCAUAUACACCAUCAACUCCGUAUCCGCUCGCGACCCGACCUCCGUCUUCUUCGAUCCCAACAAAGGAUACACUCCGCGCUAUUCCGCCCUCAGGCGCCAGCAGGCCGAAGCUUUUGUUUCCGCCUACAACCCCGCCACCGUUGUCAAGGCCGGCCCCGAAAAGCAGAGGAAGCUGUGUGUCGGCAUACCCUCGUUCAAGCGCGACGGCACCCAGUAUCUGCCCGAUGCAGUAGGCUCUCUCCUCGAGGGCCUGACGCCGGAAGAGCGGAAAGAAAUCUACCUUAUUGUCUUCAUUCCCCACUCCCGGCCCGAAAUACACCCAGCCUACAAUGAGGCCUGGCUGGCCGGACUUGCCGAUGAGGUCCUCACCUAUGGAUACGGCUUCGACCGGAUGCAGUACAUUCGCAAUCUCGAGACACAGCACAAGAUUGACGAAAAGGGCAUCUUCGACUACAGAUACCUCUUGGACAAGUGCAGAGAGCAAUACACGCCUUACAUUGCCCUUUUCGAGGACGACAUCGUAGCUAUCGAUGGCUGGUACCACCGCACCAUUGCCGCCAUCGACGAAGCAGAGCGCAAAGCCGCCCUCCAACGCGCCAAGCCCGACUUCCUCUACCUGCGCCUCUUCUACACGGAAGAGUUCCUCGGCUGGAAUGCCGAAGAAUGGUCCACCUACCUCAAAAACUCCAUCUACGUAGCCCUCAUCCCCACCGCCAUCUUCAUCUUCAUCCGCUGCUUCCAGCCAACCACCAAGUUCUCCAUAACCGUCGUCACCCGCCGCACCCUCCUAGCCACCUACGCCGUCCUCGCAAUCAUCAUCCUGCUCUUCUUCGCUUUUGGCCGCAUAACCGUUCAACCCAUGCCCCCCGGCGUCCACGAAAUGCCCGCCUUCGGCUGCUGUGGCCAAGCUUUCGUCUUUCCCAACGUCAAAGCCACUGAAAUUGUAGAAUACUUCAAGGACCGCCAUCUUGGCUACAUUGACGUUCUGCUUGAGGAUCUCGCAAAUGAGCGCCACGAGCUGCGUUAUGCGAUCACGCCCAGUAUUGUUCAGCACGUUGGCCGCACCAAUUCUCAUCACGACGAUGGUCUCAUGAGCAAAUGGGGACUCAGUGUUGCUGAGCGCAUAUGGAGUUUUGCAUUUGAGAAGUUUGAUUGGAGGGCUCUGCGUAGGGAGCAUGAAACGGUUGCCAACUUGAGGCGGCAAGCCACCACCGGCACGACGGGGAUCUAA
Molecule: messenger RNA, 1290 nt
Organism: Bipolaris victoriae FI3
Lineage: Eukaryota; Fungi; Ascomycota; Dothideomycetes; Pleosporales; Pleosporaceae
Exons: 1
Coding region: 1-1290 (429 amino acids)
Biological process (GO): GPI anchor biosynthetic process
Cellular component (GO): Golgi membrane
Molecular function (GO): glycosyltransferase activity
Source: RefSeq, a predicted model, not a curated record